Paramecium octaurelia is the source of this 851-nucleotide messenger RNA. The record is from the annotation of a GenBank genome assembly. NCBI's taxonomy places the organism in Eukaryota, Ciliophora, Oligohymenophorea, Peniculida, Parameciidae.
CAAAUUUAACAAAACACUAUGCCAAUUCAUCCAACUGCUCCUUUAACCACCUCUGUUCCUGCUAACUUAAACUAUUCAACACCUGUUACAUAUGCCCAACCUCUAACAUAUGCUUAACCUGUUUAAUACAUUCCUCAACCUGUCCAAUAUGUUCCAUAACCUGUUUUGACUUAAUCAGUUGUAGCUCAACCUGUAGUUGCAUAACCUGUCAUUGCUGCUCCACAAUAGCCAGCAAUCAAAGGAGAAUCAAGAGUAGAAUAUAGAGAAUUCUAAAGACCUGUGGUCGAAAUGGAAACAGAAACCAUUUAAGUUCAAGUGCCAAAAACUAAAUACGUGACUGAUUAUUAUCCAGUCGAAUAUUAAACAGAGUAUAUUCCCAGAACUGUCUAUGAAUAAUAAACUGAAUAUAUCCCAGUCACUAAAACAGUCCCCAGAGUUGAAUAUGAUGCAGUUGAGAGAGAAGUUCAAAGAGUGGUAAUCUGAUAUUUAUGACCAUUCCCUAGUAAUAUUAACCCGUUUAAACAGUGCCAGUAUAGACAGUGGCUGUCUAACCAGUCGUAUAAUCUGUAGUUCAACCUGUUUAACCAUUGACUUAUUCUAUUGCCAGACCAGUUGCUUAGGCCCCUGUUUAUGCUUAACCAGUUAUCGCACCAGCUCUAACAUAUUCAGGUGUUAGACAUGCAUAUGCUCCAGUAAAGAAUUUAUAUGAGGUUAUUUUAGAGUUACAAUAGUGUUCCAACCUAUGGUCAAUUACCACAAACAGUCAGAUCAUAAAGAUAACCAAAUCCAUCAAAUAAACCAUAAUGAAUAUGAAGUAUCAUAAUUUAAACAAAAAUUUAAUUUCAUUUGCC